AAAAUUAGAGAAAUGCAGUACCGAACGGUCCAAAAUUUAAAAAUGUUCAAAAUUUGAAAACACAUUUUACAAGCCCGCCCCCACGCCAAAUCUGAGAAAGAUAAAAUGCCUCCUCUUGCUCAUAAUCUUUUCCCAUUGCUCACUGACUGAAUAACGCUCAAGCUUCUUUGUAUAAUCCUCUCUCAUUCUAGAUAAUGGAUGACCUUCCUGAAGCUCUUGUCCAAUACAUUGUAUCGUACAUGAACAAUGCCAAGGAUGUGGCGUUUUCUAACUGUGUCUCGAAGAGAUGGAAGGACUCAAUGCCGUAUCUUAAGAGCCUUUACUUCCCUCGAAACAUUUUUGAUAACCUUACAGGAGACACACCUGAUUGCAUCAUAAGGCAGAUGGUGUCCUCAAUUUGUCGUUUAGAGACGCUUGUUGUUUAUUGCCCUUUCACAAGUGUCGGCCUUGCAUCAUGGCUAUCGGUACAAGGAUCAUUUUUAAGGAAUCUUGAGCUUCGGAUGGACAAUCUUGGUGACCACCAAGCCUGUACUAAAUCCCCCUCAAAGUUGGAUUGUUUAAGGGCUGCAUCCAACGUGGAAUCACUGAGGCUUUGGGGUGUUUUAAUGAUACAUCCCCCAAAUUGGGAUUAUUUUCUAAAGCUGAGGAAUCUUGAAAUUGUUGGUGCAAAAUUGGAGGACCCUGCAUUGGCACAUGCACUCAAGGCAUGUCCCAACUUGACCCACCUUUCUUUACUUGGUUGUGAGGGAUUGAGGUCUGUCCCAAUCGAGCUUCCACAGCUACAGCAAUGCAAGCUUGAUUUUUGUGGCUUGGGUGACUGUUCACUUUCUGUUACCUCUCCCACACUUGAAUCCCUUCAGGUACAAGGUUGUGGCUGGCUCCAGGUUCCUGAGACAAAAUGUUUGAGGACUCUCUCUAUUGCCAACAAUUCUGGGAGAGUUUACAUGGUUGACUUUGGAAAACUUUCGGCCCUUGAAUCCUUAUCCAUCAGAGGGGUGCAAUGGUGCUGGGAUGCAGUCAGUAAAAUUCUUAAACUGGCAAGUGAAGUGAAAUAUCUUUACAUGAAGGUGGAAUUCACUGGUGAUUUUGAGGCCCUUCUUCCUUUUCCGGAGACUGAUUUUGUUGAAUUCUUCAGUAAUCAUCAGAAGUUGCAGAAGUUUGACAUUCAUGGUGCGAUGUUUGCAGCUCUUUGCCAGAAGAACAGCCUAAGACAUAUUGAUUCAAGCUUUGUGAUUCCUUGCUUAGAGGAGGUGACGGUCACAAUCAGAUCGCCACUUAAUGCUGAACAGAAAAUGAGCACUCUCGAGUCCUUAGUCAAGUAUGGAAAGAAUCUUAAGAAGAUGACCAUAAAAAUUCUUCAGAUGAAGAGCAACCACAGCAGUGCAGAUGACUUUUUUGAAGAGAUUUGUAGGUUCAGAUACAUGAACCACAAGAUUAUAUCGAUAGAAUAAACAAACAUUAGAACCCUUCAGAUGGAAAUCAUUCAUUUAUCCUAAUCCUGUAAUUUGUUGUUCUAACUGUCAAAGUUCCUAAUUGUACUCCAUGAUUACCAUAAUCAGGAUGAUAUUUAAAGUAAAAUCAACCAUUUUUUAUUUUCUA
Daucus carota subsp. sativus is the source of this 1599-nucleotide messenger RNA. RefSeq names its product F-box protein At1g10780. The transcript is spliced from 4 exons. Lineage: Eukaryota; Viridiplantae; Streptophyta; Magnoliopsida; Apiales; Apiaceae. Bases 195 to 1451 code for a protein of 418 amino acids. The record is from RefSeq and is a predicted model, not a curated record.